This is a messenger RNA of Pocillopora meandrina, 3333 nucleotides long. NCBI's taxonomy places the organism in Eukaryota, Metazoa, Cnidaria, Anthozoa, Scleractinia, Pocilloporidae. The record is from the annotation of a GenBank genome assembly.
AUGUAUCACGUUAGGAAAGAGAGACUGUAUUUUUACUGUACAGUUUUAUCAAACAGUCUGCAACAAGGAACCUUCUCACCCAAGCCAUCAUACUCUGUGAUUGCAAUUGGAAUCAGACAGGCUGGCAAGUCAAUGCUGUUUGCAAAGCUGAGUGGGACAAUUCUGAAAAAACUUGAGCCCACUGUUGGUAAGCUCUUUUUGCGAGUGUCUAUGUUUGAAUAUACUUUUCAGAUUUAUCACUUUGAGUUGACAUUUGCUAAAUGUCGGAAAAAGUUUAUUUAUAGUGAUGUUGGUGAACACAUGAUAACCAUUUUACCCUCAGAAUCAGAGAAAAGAUUCUCCCAGUUUGUUUAGUGACACUGCUUCAUGGGCUAGUAGGAAGAAUUUGGUUGUAUAUCAAGGCAGUAUCCCUUACUUCUGAGUAGAAGAUAUUUACAAACCACCCUUGUUAACUUUUUGAUUCAAUUCAGGAAAUUACCUUGUACAAAAAUGAUUGGCAUACGCUCAGCGGUACUCUAAAUCAGUAAUGUAUUUCUGAAAUGGCUACGAUAGGUUUCUCUGUGAAAGCUGUUCAGCUACCCAGUGCUAUUCUAAAUGUUAAAGAACUUGGAGGUAAGUAUAUGACAGCAAAGUUACUUGUAAUAACAACGAUCAUAACUCUUAAUAGAUCACAACUUUCAAAGAAAUCCAAAGAGGCUGGAGUUAAAGGGAGCGAGUUUUCAAGUGUACAAUUAUAAAGAAACUGAAAUCAGGGCAUUUCUUGCACAAAUUUAGAAUACUUUGACCAAAGGAGUUGACUUACCGAAAAACCAAUUAGCAGCGUGCAUCUUUUUAGUUAUUGAAUUUCAGAUGAUCGUCAUUUUAGUUAUGGUACUGAUGGUAGAAUUUUUCUGAAUGAAUGAAAUUAUUUGUUCAUGAAUUUAUCUCACUUUGCAUAAUACGUGGAGACAAAAAAUCAGAAAAUACUGCCACACUACUUUGGAGGAGCUCAGUGGAAAUUGAGAAAAAAACCUAAGCUUAUUUUAGAGCUAAGCCAAUGAGGAAUUCAGUUUCUGUGCUUACAUAGUCUCAUCUGAACACAAGGGGGGCUGGGAAAAUUUGUGAAAGUUUUGCAAACUUUCACGAAUUUUCCCAACCCUGCAAGUCUGUAGAUAAGGCCUUGUAAACAUGAAAAACAUCCUCUUUUGCUUUUAUAAAAUAUUUCUCAGAAGUGGUGUUACAAUGGUGUUUACAUACUUUGAGAGCGUGCGACCCUGGUGAAAAUCUUUGAAGCAUCCUCAUGAGGUUGUUGUCAAAGAUAGGGGUUUGUAAAUGUGUUGAUCAGUUUUGAUGAAUUAGUAUCAGGAAAAUCUGUUGCACAAUUCUGUCUCUAUUGAUACUCGUGAUCAAUAAAUCAGACUCCUGAUUUAUUUUUGUUAUAUAUUUUAACCACACCUACGACUACAGACUAAUUAAACGCUACUUAUUAGAAGGCCUUGUACCAAUCUAUAUCUUUUAAUAUUACAUUUAUGUAAUCACAUAAAACAGCCUAUGUAGAACUGGAUACACCCUGCACAAACAUUUCUCCAAAUAAAUAAGUCCAGAAAUGGAUGUAGUAACGGAAAAUUGUCAAAAUUGUCAAAUCCCCCAAGCUGAUUUCGCUGGAUAAAUUUGACUAAAACUCGUCAAAAUUUUCAAUUCCGCUAAGCUGAUUUUGCUUUGACGAAUUUGACUAAAAUUUUCGAAAAUCGUCGAAUUCAUGAACAUUCACUUGGUUUGACGAAAUCUAAUUAAAUCUGCCAUUUUCAUUUCUGCAUACGUUUCUGGACAUAACAGCUGGGUAGGAAGUGUGCCUUGCUCCUUCCCGUUCCUGAGAGGAUCAAAGUAAGCCACACAUGAGAAAAUGGUGGAAAACAAACCUGUUGAUACAGAUAUAACUAAAUAAUGUUUGAAGGAACAAAGUAAUCCUUUAUUUGAAAAGUCUGUUUAUAACAAACAAUGGAAGAUGUUUAUUUUGGAUAGGAGGAUCCUGGAAUUUUUAAAAUAAGGAUUAUUGAGUGAAUAUUAAAAUCCGAUUCAACAACCAAUAAUUUGCAGGUGUUUGUAGUGGACAGCUGUUGCAAUGAUGGUAAUGUGGAUUUAGCGGCAGCUGAAUUACAAGAAGUCCUGUCCUACUCCUCCCUGGAAUCCCUUCCUCUGCCGGUCUUAGCCAACAAACAAGAUGUUAAUGGAGCCCGCAGUGCAGACGAGCUUAGCGGUGCAGGAUUAGAGAUGGUUUUAUUUCGGUUCGUUUUUAUGGUAAACGAUGUAUAUCACAGUAAUCCACUACAUUCUUGACAAGUGGAGUCUUUUGCAGGUUAUUUUGAAUAAUUUUAUUGUUAAAAAAACAGAUGUCUUCUGACUCAACUAUUUGGUGAUUGGUAAAUGGCUGGUUGUCCACCUAACUAUGACCCUCUGUCAAAGGCAAUAACUGUUGCAAGAGAGACUGACAAGUCAAUAAAAAUUUCAAAGAAAUGUAACAUAGGGGGCUUUUUUUUCUCAACUGAACUUGGGAAACUUUCUGACCUACGCUGUAAGUGCCAAUCAAGCCCACAAGUGUUCUUAUCUUCAUUGUUUCAUAAUGUUUAUCUCAUUAAUUAAGAAUGAUUCGAGAAAAUGGGCGCGAUUACCUUUGAAUUUAACAACCCGAUGUCCUAUUACUAGUUGUUCGUGUCAAAUAACAAAGAGCAAGAAACUUUAAAGCUCUAUACAAAAUUACAGCUAACUAGUAAAAGCUGGGGACUAUUCCAGGAGUCUUUACGUUUAUACAGGAAGAAUUUGACAGAGUAUUAUAUAAUAAGCUGAAUUAAGCGCGUAUCUCGAUUAGUUCUUACUGAUGGUCUAUUGGAGGACAGACGCUUAUUUAACAUCACCAUUAACUAUUUUUUGCUUUGCUAUCAUACAAAAAAAGAUUUCAUGAUGCCGUGGGUCUGCACAGCAAUAGAUCACAGGAGAGGUCAAAAUAUGGCAAGAACAUCACUAUCAGCUGCGCCUCUUGUGCCACUUUUUUGUUCUUACCACAAUUUGGCGUCAUCUGUGAUCUAUUGCUGAACAGACCCACGGCAUUUGUUAAUUGAUUUGUGAAACGGCGUCCAAAUCUUAUGCGCAUGUUUGAUUUUUUAUCUGCGUAUUCGAUUUUCUUUUUUUAACCCACAGCUGUCGAGGAUGAUGGGGUUGGAUGCGAUUGCUCGUAAGAGAAAUUGGCACAUACAAGCGUGCUCUAAAGACGACACGGAAAGUGCCAAACAAGGACUUAGUAAAUUAGUGUCAUUUAUCAAUCCCGACACGGAAACAUCAGAACAAAAUAGAUUAUGA